CCGAACCGCGGCGGGUCCGCCGCCGCCCGCCAGCCCGCCCGCCAUGUCGGCUCCCGGGACCCUCAGCAAUUACUACGUGGACUCCUUCCUGGUGCCGGAGGGGGACGAGCUGGCGGCGCCCCGCUACGCCCCCGCCCCGCUGGGGCCGCCGCCGCGGCCGGCGGCGCUGACCGAGCACCCCGAGCUGGCCCCCUGCAGCUUCCAGCCCAAGGCGCCCGUCUUCGGCCCCCCCUGGAGCCCCGCGCACCCCGCCGGCGCCAGCGGCGUCCCCGCCGUCUACCACCCGUACGCGCACCACCAGGCGCCCGUGGCACCGCCCGACGGCAGGUACAUGCGUUCGUGGCUUGAGCCUGUGCCGGGCUCCUUGUCUUUCCCCGGGUUACCUACCAGCAGGCAUUACGGCAUUAAACCUGAACCGCUGGCGGCCAGGAGGGCUGACUGUACCACGUUUGACACUCACACUUUGUCUCUCUCUGAUUAUGCUUGUGGUUCUCCUCCAGUUGAUAGGGAUAAGCAAAGCCACGAAGGCGCAUUCUCUGAAAGCAAUGGAGAAAGUGAGGCAAACGGAGAGAAACCGCAGAUCGAUCCAAAUAAUCCAGCUGCAAACUGGCUCCACGCAAGGUCCACCAGGAAAAAGCGAUGCCCUUACACCAAGCAUCAGACACUGGAACUGGAGAAGGAGUUUCUGUUCAAUAUGUAUCUCACUAGGGACCGUAGAUAUGAGGUGGCCAGACUCCUCAAUUUAACAGAGAGACAAGUGAAAAUAUGGUUUCAGAACAGGAGGAUGAAAAUGAAGAAAAUCAACAAAGAUCGAGCGAAGGACGAAUGACGGCGACACGUGGGUUAAACUGAAAACGCGUAAAGUAAAAGAGAAAAAAAAAAAAAAAAGAAAAAAGUUAAAACAAACAAAAAAAAUCAUCCCCUCGAGCCCUGCCAUGCAAUGCGUCUGGGUCCAGGCCUCAUUUUUUUCCCUUGGCAAAUUCUGAUUAUGAUUGUACAAUGAUAGUCACAGAGGCCAGAUUGCCAGGAGAGGUACAGUAAGACUUUUAAUUUUCUAAUAGGAAAGAAAAAGGGGGCAUUAGCACGAAAAGGCUGUUUAACUGGCUUGUAUAAAUCUACCUGUUUCUUCACUUAACGAAAGAAAAAAAAAAGAAAAAAACUACCUUUUCAUAAUGCACAACUAUUUACGGACUGUGUAGUUUAGUCUACGUAGUUAAUUUUAUUCGCUCUUUGCGUGGCAGAGAGAUCUCUGCUCUAAUACUUGAACACUGUGUUUUAUUGUGGUAAUUAUGUUUGUGACUCAAUUUAUGUGCUUGGGUGCUGUACCGGAUGUAAUGGUGUAAGCUAGAAUUCAAUUUGAACUCAGGUUGUUUAUUAUAAAAAUUGCAUAGAGUAUAGCUCUGUAGUGUAUUAAGUCUUUUCUGUAUAAUUAGACAGUUAACCUUUGAUUGUAAAAUAUAUAUAUUAUAUAUAUCCCAAUGCAAAAUAAUAAAAAAAAAAAGGUAGAAGAAACGUUUGUUCGGGAUGUCUGGGAAUUACGGUUCUCAAAAUAUGAAGCAAGUAAUUUUAGUAUGCACAGUUGAUAUAUAUAUAGUACUGUCUUCGUCGGUUGUAUAUAUAAUCUAUAUAUUAAAAAAAAAGUAAAUAAACAGACUAGCUUAAAUAUUGUUUUUGCACCAGUGAGCAGUUAGCAGGUUUCGGAGCUAUACGUAUAUGUGAAAAGGGUUACUACCUAUGGUUUAUGUUUGAAUUUUAAUCGAAUGAUUUGAUGGUUAUUGUAAUGAAGGUUAAUUUUAUUGAUAAUAAAUUAUACAUUAUAAAAACCUA
Parus major (Great Tit) is the source of this 1827-nucleotide messenger RNA. It is a transcript of the gene HOXA9, whose product is annotated as homeobox A9. The transcript is spliced from 2 exons. Gene Ontology annotation, cellular component: nucleus. Gene Ontology annotation, biological process: regulation of transcription by RNA polymerase II; anterior/posterior pattern specification; embryonic skeletal system morphogenesis. Bases 44 to 829 code for a protein of 261 amino acids. Gene Ontology annotation, molecular function: DNA-binding transcription factor activity, RNA polymerase II-specific; RNA polymerase II cis-regulatory region sequence-specific DNA binding. Lineage: Eukaryota; Metazoa; Chordata; Aves; Passeriformes; Paridae. The record is from RefSeq and is a predicted model, not a curated record.